This is a messenger RNA of Podarcis raffonei (Aeolian wall lizard), 3569 nucleotides long. RefSeq names its product lysophospholipase 1 (gene LYPLA1). NCBI's taxonomy places the organism in Eukaryota, Metazoa, Chordata, Lepidosauria, Squamata, Lacertidae. The coding region runs from base 152 to 844 and encodes 230 amino acids. The transcript has 9 exons. Gene Ontology annotation, cellular component: cytoplasm. Gene Ontology annotation, molecular function: carboxylic ester hydrolase activity; palmitoyl-(protein) hydrolase activity. Gene Ontology annotation, biological process: protein depalmitoylation. The record is from RefSeq and is a predicted model, not a curated record.
CGUAGGAGGCGGGGAAGGCGGGCCCGGCCCAGCUUCCUCCCCGUUUUCUUCCUUCCAAUCCGUUUCCCCGCCACGCCCGUUCCUCCUCCCUCCCGCGACGGUUUCUCACCGGCCUCCCCCCGCCCACCCUGCGGGUCGGAGAGUCCAGUGUAUGUGCGGCAACAACAUGUCUGCCCCGCUGCCAGCCAUCGUCCCGGCCGCCAGAAAGGCCACCGCCGCGGUCAUAUUUCUUCAUGGAUUAGGAGAUACUGGACAUGGGUGGGCAGAAGCAUUUGCUGGAAUCAGAAGCCCACACAUAAAGUAUAUUUGCCCACAUGCGCCAGUUAUGCCAGUUUCUUUAAACAUGAACAUGGCUAUGCCUUCUUGGUUUGAUAUCAUUGGCCUCGCUCCAGAUUCACAGGAAGAUGAAGCUGGGAUUAAGCAAGCAUCAGAGAAUGUGAAAGCACUUAUUGAGCAAGAAGUAAGGAAUGGAAUACCCUCAAACCGAAUAAUUUUGGGAGGAUUUUCUCAGGGAGGAGCUUUAUCGCUGUACACAGCUCUCACAACAAAUCAGAAGCUGGGGGGUAUUGUAGCACUCAGCUGUUGGCUUCCGCUGCGGACCUCAUUUCCACAGGGUCCUAUCAACUGUGUCAACAGAGACAUUCCCAUUUUCCAGUGCCAUGGUGACCGCGAUCCUUUAGUUCCGCUUAUGUUUGGUUCUGUCACUUCUGAGACACUAAAGACUAUGUUAAAUCCUGGCAACAUAAGUUUUAAAACUUAUUCGGGAAUGAUGCAUAGCUCGUGUAUUGAGGAAAUGAUGGAUGUGAAGCAGUUUAUUGACAAGCAACUACCUCCAAUUGACUGAAACUAUGUGAGAAACCUUUUGUUAAAUGCACCAGCAGCAGUUGUCACCUGUACUAAAUUCUUUCUUUUCAUGCAGCCAUUUCUAAAGUAUUUCUGUGCCUACAGUGUUAACUGUAUUGCAAUGAAUAGGUCACAUAACUUUGAGAAGUAAUGCUCUUACUUCACUGGCCGCUCAAACUUCACUGGCCGCAGUGUAGAUGCAAGGCAGAGGAAAAGCAUGUUAGAAUAUAAUUAGGUAUACUCCUCCAUGCUUGAUUGUUCCAAAUUUACAUUUGUCUCUUGAUAACUGAAUACCUCUUCUUUAAAAUAAUUGUUUAAAUGAGAACAGUUUAUGUUCCAGACCUGUUUUAUUACUGCUUGCAAAAUUGGCAUUAAUGUAUUAUACAUACAAUAUGCAGUAUGUAAAACUGAGUAAGCAUACAGUGGUAGGAUAAGUAUAUAUACUUAAAGAUCACGUUUAAUCAAUAUUAUUGCAUGAGCAAGGGAAGACUGUUGCCCAGUCUUUAAUUAUUCCUGCACAUUGAUGAAAUACAGUAUUAUCACCUCCCUGUGUGUCAGGCUACUUUGAAAACUUAAAGCACCUGAUCUCUUAAGUCAGAUUCCUACUCAACUGCACUUAAUAUGAUUUUAAUAUAAAUCUUUAAUACAAUGAAUUCCUAGCAUAAGCUCUCCUAAAGUGUUGCAAAACUUAAGCUCUCAAAUGCUCUUAAGUAGCCUUGUAAAAUUUCUGAAUUAAAAGUAAAAGAAUAUAUUUUAUGAACAAUUUAUUGUAAAUUGCUUUCUUCUGCUAUAGCAAAAGCAGGAAUGUGCUGUGGUACAACCACAGAUGUAAUAGACAAGUGGAUCUAGAAAAGUCAUUGGACUAAUUUUUCUUAGCACAACAGUGUGACUUUUUUGUUUUAAAAUGUUUCAGACUUCAAGUCUUUGUCAGACUAGUAUCUCCCUCACAUCCCAAAGUUAUGGCAAAUAUUUGAGAAAUAAAGUAUUCUUCCUUGCUCAACCUGCCAAACCUUACUGCAUUUUAAUCUAUACAUAUGCAAAUAAAAUUUGAAGCUUCCUAAGUAACUUGUAUAGCCAGCUUCAAAAAUUUUCAUGUAAUGUAUUCAGAAGCAGUAUUGCUGAUUUGGUGGUAGUGCAAAUCAUAAAUAUGUAGAAAAAUUUGGAAAUUUCCCCUCUCUUCCAGGCCAUCACUGAAGUUCCACUAUUUUGCUAACUGUCUUGGCAUUACACUGCUGAUACAUAUCUUAUUCUUAAUGAUGUUGAAAUUACAGCUUCUGGGGUUUCUUCUAUUAUCUCUCUUCUUUAUGCAUAUAAUCCAAGCGUAGGAAUACAAUCCAACAGAGUCAUAUGUGCACGAAGACAAGCAUUUAUUAAGUUACAGAUGUUACAGUGUUCCAAGGAUGUUUGUAAUGUGACUGUAAGUACUUCUCCUAUCUAGCUUUGUAUAUCACAUUCCUUGAGCCUUGCUGGACUUUCUGUAGCCUCAGGGCCAUCUAUAUACCAGCAGAAUUGGGCAGUAAAGUGGUUCCUGGUCUGCACAAGUUCAGAUUUCAAAUGAAAGAAUAGGUUUGACUAUUCUUAGCAGUCUCUCUAACUUGCUGUGUGCUAGGGGAGAGUUUGAAUGAAGAAAUGAAACAUGCCACCUUUCCAUUUGUAGAAAUGGAUUUCUACAUUGCAUACAAUGCAUUUCAGGAACAGCUUUACCACUUAAUUCUGCUGAAUAGAAUUCAGCCCUUAAACAGUAGUGAAUGCUUCUGUACUCAGCCUUCUUUCCAAGAUAUUUCAGUGCUGAGGACCUCUGCAAGAGCUGGUGUGCACAGGAUUUCAAUAUGAAACCAGUGUGACUCUCCUGAGUGCUUGUCCUGUUUAUACUGGAGAAUAGUUUUCAAUAUAAAUUAUAGCUUGCAGCAGAAGGCAAUCUGUCAUUUUUCUGGCAAUGUGUGAAUUUUUUUUCAGAUCCUUGCUUUAACAGAAGUUGGUCUGCUAAAAAGUAUUUCUAAUGGAAUAGAUAUGUUCUAUUAAGCAGUAGUGAAAAUAGAUGUUUUGAUUUACUAGACUAGAUUCAUGUUUUAUCAACUUGUGUGAAACUACUGAAAUAAAAAUGGUAGUACUCCAAUAAGAUACACAUUUAGUUCACUUUGAAAUUAUAGACAUGUAACAUUUUGUCAAAUCAAAAUUUGAUAUCCAGUAUUAGAUGAAAUACUUAAUUGCCAACUUGCUGAUAAAUAUUAAUUAUAUUGUAUGUAUAUUACAGCGUAAAUGCUGCAUCAAAGGAAAAAACAAUGGCUUCAUUUUACCCUGAUAGGAUGUAGCCUUUAUUUUUCCCUUAAGUAUUGUACAAUGUCAAUGCAGUGAAUUGCUGAAGGAGUACAGUACUCUAACUUGUUAUUCUAGAUCUGUUAAUUAAAUGUUUGUCUUAGUGAGGUGUAUUGCACUUCAUUAAACUGCAAAAUGCAUCUUUUUAUAAAUAGGUGCUAUUGACACUCAAAAUGAAUAUAGUUUUAAGAAUGUAUUGUAUAGGAUGUUAAUAAAGCCACAUGUUUAGGCUGGGAUAUUUUAUAAACAAAUUUAAUUUGGCUUUCUUUUUCCCUAAGUUGUAGAAAUACACAGUUAAGGUAACAUCUUGAUUUUAUAUUUGUUUAUAGAAAUAAGUCUUGUUGAAAUGGCUUUCUUGUAAUUGAAAAUUGUAACCUUUCUGUUACUGUGAAAUAAACUCUGAACAACCA